This is a messenger RNA of Vanessa tameamea, 2090 nucleotides long. RefSeq names its product golgin subfamily A member 5-like (gene Golgin84). The coding region runs from base 156 to 1934 and encodes 592 amino acids. The transcript has 9 exons. Gene Ontology annotation, cellular component: Golgi cisterna; Golgi membrane. NCBI's taxonomy places the organism in Eukaryota, Metazoa, Arthropoda, Insecta, Lepidoptera, Nymphalidae. The record is from RefSeq and is a predicted model, not a curated record. Gene Ontology annotation, biological process: retrograde transport, vesicle recycling within Golgi; Golgi organization.
GAAGCCGGCGUGCAUUUCCGCAUGUAUCUGACUCAGAAGCGACUCUUGUUUGCGGAGCUCCUCACUUAUCUCAUUCGCAGUCUCGGGAAAGUCCGCCGGGAUCGAUAAUAGGGGAGGCACGUAUCUGUAAAUCAACGUAAACAGUAGUACUUUAAAUGUCAUGGUUUGCGGACCUCGCCGGCAAGGCAGAAAGCCUGCUAAACAACCUCGACGAACAGACAGGUGCAGUUCUGCGGAAUCAUAAUGGCAUAAAAGAAACGUGGACUCCAAAGAAGAAAACGAAUUCUAGGAAUACGAAAAGAAAUCCAAAUGUAACUGAAACAAGAUCUAGUUAUGGACCUUCAGGUUCCCCAACAAAAUUUCACCAGUCACGAUCUGCAAUCAAACAAAGCCAGGACAAUGUUAGAACACCUCAAGAAAAUAGCAAAAGAAAGUCACCAGCCAGAAAACCUACACAAUAUAAUCUUAAUAACAGUCCAAAGACAGUAGUUGGUGAUUUUAAUGACAAUAAAGUAAUGGAUCAAUUUGGACUUAGACAUAGAAGAUAUAGUUUGCCUGCAGAUUUAGAAAUAAUAGACAAUGAUAACAUAGCUUAUAAUAUGCAGAAUUGUGAAAUUGAAAAUGCAAUGUUGAAAAAUGAACUUAAUGUCAUGAAUAGGGAAGUUUCAGAAUUGCUCGACAGAUUAAGCAAAACAGAAGAUGAACUGAAAAUUACACAGACUAAAUAUGAAAAUAGUGAAAAACUAAACCACAUGUUAAAAGAAGAAAAUGAUGCAUUGGUGACACAAGCCGAUAAUACAAAGCAACAAGAAAAUGAAGUGAACAAUAUGCAGAGCAAAUACAUAGAGCUGAAUCAAUAUCUGGAAUCAAGUAUUCAUGCAUUGGAAUAUAAAAAUGCUGAGUUAGAAGAAAAAAUUAAAACACUCACUGAGGAAUUAAGCAAUAAAGAGGCAGCACAAAAUAAAUUAGAGAAUGAGUUACGUCACGCUCAGACAAUGAUUACUGAAAAACAAAAUGAAAUUGAAAAGUCGUCAGCAGAGUGUCAUCGAUUAGAGAAAGAUUGGGAAGCUUACAAAUUGAGAGUUAAGAAUAUGCUAUUUGCCAAAGACAACGAAAUUAAGUCAUUACGUGAGGGAUCGAAUUCUACGGAAGAUACAAAAAUGUUAGUGGAACAGAUAGAGUCAUUAAAAGAAGAAAGGGAAGAUUUAUCACAAUCAAUAGCUCGUGUGCGUCAAGAAUGCGAUGAUAUGAAACAGAGCAUGACCCAGCUGGAGCAAAGACACAGUGCAGCCGAGCGUGUCGUCUCAGCUCUACGAGAUACGUUGAAGGAAGAACGUAGUUCUAGAAAUAGGGCAGAAGUACAAUGUCUUACUUUGGGAAAGGAAUUACAAUCGUUACAAAUCGAAUCUACGGAAACUAUAGCAAGCCUGCGAGUCGCUUUGGAAAAUAAAGAAGAGGAAUUAAACAACCUAAGGGAGUCAGCGUCCGCUGUUCCCAUGACUGACACCAGCGCGUUGAACGUGGCCGACUAUGACGUCAUCAAGGAUAUCGAUAACGAAAAGAUACAUUAUUUAACGCAAAUGCUGAUACAGAAACAAGGCAAGAUCGAUACACUAUUGGCUGAUAAUAAUAUACUGAAGAUACAAUUGGAUAAAUUACAGUCGAAACACCGAUCAGAUUUGGCCUCGCUUCGUUCGAAGUAUUCACACAGCGUUGUGCACUUACAAGAUGGCGACGCCCGCACGCGCUCCAGACUGACGUAUUCCGGAUCGCCCCUCUCUGCGCUGUCAUUACGUAUCGGCGUUAUGAUAAAGAGAUUUCCAAUAUUUAGACUACUCAUUUUGAUUUAUAUGAUUGGCCUUCAUCUGUGGGUGCUCACGGUGCUCUUCACGAACACGCCAGAGGACUACGUGCCGAGACCGACGAAAUUAUGAAUAUAUUAUAACGUGUUCUAUACAUAAACGAAAAUCACACAGUACCUUGUGUAAAUAUAGCAAUAAAUUAAUUUGACACGCAAUUGUGAAAUACCCGGCUUCUCAGUCACCGAUAAGAAAUAAGUGUAACUUUUGAAGCUGACUUAUAUGAAUUGA